UUUAUAGCUGCAGCCUGGGCGGCUCCACCAGCUGUUUUUUUCCCCCUGCUCCUCUGGGUUGUGUUUUCUCGUGCGAGCCGCGAAGAUGCAGCUGAAGCCGAUGGAGAUUAACCCGGAGAUGCUGAACAAAGUGUUGGCCAGGCUGGGGGUCGCCGGCCAGUGGCGCUUCGCGGACGUGCUAGGGCUGGAGGAGGAGACACUAGGCUCUGUGCCAUCCCCUGCCUGUGCGCUGCUGCUGCUGUUUCCCCUCACGGCUCAGCAUGAAAACUUCAGGAAAAAACAAAUUGAGGAGCUGAAGGGGCAAGAAGUGAGUCCUAAAGUUUACUUCAUGAAGCAGACCAUCGGGAACUCCUGUGGUACCAUCGGGCUGAUCCACGCAGUUGCCAACAACCAAGACAAGUUGGAAUUCGAGAAUGGGUCGAUCCUGAAGCAGUUUCUGUCUGAGACGGAGAAGAUGUCCCCUGAAGACAGAGCGAAGUGCUUUGAGAAGAACGAGGCCAUUCAGGCAGCCCACGACUCCGUGGCCCAGGAGGGCCAGUGUCGGGUAGAUGACAAAGUGAAUUUCCAUUUCAUCCUGUUUAACAAUGUGGACGGCCAUCUCUACGAGCUUGAUGGGCGGAUGCCCUUCCCAGUGAACCAUGGCACCAGUUCAGAGGACUCUCUGCUGAAGGACGCUGCCAAGGUCUGCAGAGAAUUCACCGAGCGAGAGCAGGGAGAGGUCCGCUUCUCCGCAGUGGCUCUUUGCAAAGCAGCCUAAGUCUUGCGGGGAGAAGACCAGCCGCUCCCCUUCCCUGGGGCAGGCCCUCGCAGCCCCACCCUCGGUCUGCAGCUUUAGCACUUAUAACCACAGCUGUCUUCUUGCUAGCCACAGCCCCGUGCCCUCCACCACCCUGCACCCUGCCACCCCCGCCCAGGCCACCAGGGAGCUCUGUCCACAGCCACAUCGGUGUGAGCUUCAGAGGCUAAGCAUUUUCCCCUCCUGUGUCUGGUACCUUACUAUCUAUGGGCUCUUUGGUUUAUGCUGUAAGUUAAGGCCUUGGAUGUGGUUUGUCUGUCCUUAAGAGAAAUAAUAAAACUUUUCUGCUGGUGACGGUA
Messenger RNA from Acomys russatus (golden spiny mouse), 1095 nucleotides. RefSeq names its product ubiquitin C-terminal hydrolase L1 (gene Uchl1). Gene Ontology annotation, molecular function: cysteine-type deubiquitinase activity. The transcript has 9 exons. Gene Ontology annotation, cellular component: cytoplasm. The record is from RefSeq and is a predicted model, not a curated record. Gene Ontology annotation, biological process: protein deubiquitination; ubiquitin-dependent protein catabolic process. Bases 86 to 757 code for a protein of 223 amino acids. NCBI's taxonomy places the organism in Eukaryota, Metazoa, Chordata, Mammalia, Rodentia, Muridae.